This is a messenger RNA of Trichoderma virens Gv29-8, 1032 nucleotides long. RefSeq lists its product as uncharacterized. The transcript has a single exon. Bases 145 to 798 code for a protein of 217 amino acids. NCBI's taxonomy places the organism in Eukaryota, Fungi, Ascomycota, Sordariomycetes, Hypocreales, Hypocreaceae. The record is from RefSeq and is a predicted model, not a curated record. Gene Ontology annotation, biological process: response to heat; protein complex oligomerization; response to hydrogen peroxide.
CACUCAGAUACACAGCAAACACUCAAGCAACAACAAAGCAAAGCACUCCAACAAAAACACAUCUCCCAAUCUCCCAAUUCUACUACAAGAUCCACUCUGACAUCUUCUUUUAAACCACAAAAACAACAACACCCAACAAUCACAAUGGCUUUCUUCCCUCGCACUUUCUACCACCCCACCGAGGCCUCUCUCACGCCUCUCUUCCGUCUCCUUGACGACUUUGACACCUACAGCCGACAGAACGGAAGAAGCUGCCAUGUCCGCCGCCAGCCAGUUCCUCAGUGGCAGCCCAAGUUUGAUGUGCGCGAGACCACCGGGGCCUACGAGCUCCACGGUGAGCUUCCCGGCAUAGGCAAGGAGAACGUCCACAUUGAGUUCUCCGACGCCCAGACUUUAGUUGUCAGCGGCAAGACUGAGCGCACAUACACUGCUGGCACAUCGCCCUCUGCUUCCACCGAAAACACUCCUUCUACAGAGACUGCUUCUGAGAAGGCCGAGUCUGUGCGCUCCCAUCAGGCCACUGUCGAAGAUGAAGACGAGGCCAGCGAGCACGAGUCGGGCUUUGAAGUUGUCACCACCGAAGAGGAGAAGAAGCCCGAGAACAAGGCUCCCCAGCAACCCGCCGACAAGGCCAAGUACUGGCUCACUGAGCGCAGCAUCGGCCAGUUCUCGCGCAGCUUCCACUUCCCUACUCUGGUUGAGCACGAGGAAGUCAGUGCUCGCUUCCAGGACGGCAUUCUGAGCAUCACCGUCCCCAAGGCAAAGAAGCACGAGGCCCACCGCAUCUUCAUCAACUAAACCAUCUUACAACUCGGAAAGACACAUUACCGCGCAAUGUCAUACUACAAUCUACCUUGGGAUUAGCUUUGCUGUCUGCCUUUCUCGAUUGCAUCAAUGGGAGUUGGGGGGAUUUGGGAUCAAUGGAUUAUUUUCAACGUCUGCACUUGUUUGGAACUGGCUUUCUUUUGGUGACUAGCAUAUAGAGCAAUAACUGCAAUAAUACACUCUUUUUUCUUCUUCUCAUUAAACAAA